Messenger RNA from Mizuhopecten yessoensis (Yesso scallop), 2671 nucleotides. RefSeq names its product sodium-dependent glucose transporter 1-like. The transcript has 4 exons. Bases 287 to 1960 code for a protein of 557 amino acids. Lineage: Eukaryota; Metazoa; Mollusca; Bivalvia; Pectinida; Pectinidae. The record is from RefSeq and is a predicted model, not a curated record.
AGCUUGUUUAUCGGCCGGAUUACUGUGAUACGAGGUCAGUCUUUUGAGAAGAUGUCGGCUGUAUUGAAUCGGUAUUGUACACUACCGUAGUAAGACUAUUGAUUUGAGCUGGUGUGUUUUUACACGUGUGUUGUAUUGUUAGAGGACAUCGAUCGUGUGCAAUGCCUCGUCCAUGUACACGUGUUUGGGUUCACACUAGCUGCACUUAGUACUGACACCAGCCUGAAAAGCGUCAAAAAGAGUAGUAAUGUAUGUUGAAGUGAAAUCACAUUGACUUCAAGGAAAGAUGGAGGGAGACGUGAAGUCAGAAGAAGACGUGAAGUCAGAAGGAGACGUGACCCAGAUAGCUGGCGAUGACGUAUGUGAUGCGCCUUUCCUGCCCUACAAAGCAGAAGAAGAAUUCAACAAACCCAGGCAACAUCGCGCUUUUGUCGAGAAAGUCAUGUAUACAGCAUUCUUGUGUUCAGCAUUCUUCGUUUUUGGUUGGACCUAUGAACAGAUGGGCCCUGCUCUACUGGAUCUCCAGUACAACACCGACGUGACCUUCACCUUGGCCUCCGUGUACAUGACGGCAGUCAACAUCGCCCAUAUCGCGGGCUCUCUCGGGGCCAGCGUCAUGUAUGGCCGAUUGCCCACCACUCUCAUCCUUGGGGUCAGUAUUUUAGGCGUAUCUGCAGCUAUGGCAGUCAUUCCCUGGUGUGAAGAAUUUCUUCCCAUGCUGUUGGGGCACAGUGUCCAGGGCCUCUUCGGAGGCAGUGUGGAUUCCGUGGUCCUUGCGGAAAUGCUGUCUUUGUGGGGAUCCGAUUCGGAAUCACCUAUGCAGGCUCUAUACUUUUCUUUCGCGUUCGGUGCCAUAUUGUCUCCCCUUGUCGUCACUCCAUUUCUCCGUAACAGUAGGGGCGAGGGCGCCACAGGAGGCUUGGAAUCUCAGGGUACCACUCCGCUUGUUACGUUCAAUGACACAGCAGGAUUUCUGUCAACGAUCAAGGAAAACGCUUUAAAUGUGUCUCCCUAUGGAUAUGCUUCCAUGUCAACAAACACCACGAGUGUGACCAAUAUUUCAUCGAUUACGUCUAUACAACAAGCCAAAAAUAUAACUGCAUAUGUUAAUUUGACGUGUAUUCAGUAUACGAACGUCACUUUCCCAGAUUGUUAUACCGAGAUGUUGCCCUCUCGGUAUUCCUCGGACCUUUACAUUCCAUACAGUAUUUCAUCAGGACUUUGUCUUCUCGUGUCACUCCCGUUUCUUGUCUUUUUCUCCCUGACAUUGAUGAAGAAAUUCAAAGUGUCGUAUAUCGACGAUGAAACACGCAUCACUAAAACGUUGUCAAAUAAGCUUAAAAUAGUGACGUUGCUGGUGACUGGUGUCAUUUCCGGUAUAGACACAGCUAUGGAGGAUGCGUACGGCGACUUCCUCACGGCCUUCUGUGUGUCGCAGAUGGGAUGGACGAAACAAAACGGUGCUAUAGCAACCUCGCUUUUCCACGGGUCGUUCGCCUUUGGUCGAUUUGUAGGUAUUUUUCUUGCAAUGUGCUUUAAACCUUUACAGUUAGUACUAGCACACAGUUUUCUCCUUAUUGGUGUCAAUGGUGUUUUCAUUGUCAGCGGAGUGUACGGGUUCGGGGAGGGGGUUUGGGUAUGUAGUGUACUUGCGGGUAUUGGAAUGUCAGUUAUUUCUCCCUCUAUAUUCACACUGACAGAGGAAUCGUUUUUCCCGGUUACGGGGAGGAUAGCGUCAUACUACGUCAUCACAGCAUGUCUGGGCUCGGCCAUCAACUCGGUCCUGAUAGGGUACCUGAUGGACACCUGGUCACACAUGUACAUGUUGUAUGUUCUGUGCGCUGAGGGGUUGCUCAUCUUUUUCAUGGCAUUGGUAUGUAAGGUUAUGUUAAGUACAUGCUAUAAGGAGGUGACCAAAGUCCCAGCUAUUGAUAAUGUGGACACAGAAGACGCGUUGUGAUCUCGACCAUUUUACGUGAUAUUCUAUAUUUAAAGAAUUCACCAUAUACAUUGUGCAUCUAGGUCAAAUCCGAGUAAUGUCACGUCCUCAUUGCGCAGGUCGGGGUAGUGACAACAAAACAAUAAUAGGUAUAAACAAACCAUCGACCUUAAUAUUACACAAAGUAAUAGAUUGUCUUCAAUAAGAUCAUAAAUCUUGUCAAUACUCUUUAUCAACCUGCAUCAGGGAAAUCAGAAAUUAUAUUAUUUCGUCAGUUAUUAAAUGAUAAUGUUAAGCUGCACUUUCGAUGUAAACUUUAAAGACGCCAUCUCACGUAUUCUUUUUCAGAUGAGGUGGCAGUUACCAUUUAGUGGUUUAGAAUAAAUACUCUGUGCUUGACAGAAGUUAUACUGCAAUCAACAAUUCAGACAAAAGACUAAAUCCUGUAAUAACUCAUUAUAUUUAAACGCCUAGUCAGUAUUAUAGGAACAGAUGUCAUACAUCAUAGAGUUUAUUUGUGGUUUUUUUAUGAUUUUCAUCAGUAUUUUUAUGCGAUUUGGUUGUUUAUGAAUAUUCUAAUAACUUUGAACACUUGAACUAUACAAUUUGAAUAAAACAUUUGAGUACACGUCUUGCUUAUUGCAAGCGGUCAGAGAAGAUGUUUAAGUUAAUGAGUUUUAUAUCGUCAUAAAUGUUCGAAACAUGCAUUUCACAACAAUAAAGAAAACGCGA